Molecule: messenger RNA, 413 nt
Organism: Osmerus eperlanus (European smelt)
Lineage: Eukaryota; Metazoa; Chordata; Actinopteri; Osmeriformes; Osmeridae
Product: large ribosomal subunit protein eL31
Exons: 4
Coding region: 1-375 (124 amino acids)
Biological process (GO): cytoplasmic translation
Cellular component (GO): cytosolic large ribosomal subunit; ribosome
Molecular function (GO): structural constituent of ribosome
Source: RefSeq, a predicted model, not a curated record
AUGGCCCCAACUAAGAAGGGAGAGAAAAAGAAGGGGCGCUCAGCCAUUAAUGAAGUGGUGACCCGGGAGUACACCAUCAACAUCCACAAGCGCAUCCAUGGAGUGGGUUUCAAGAGGAGAGCCCCUCGCGCUCUGAAUGAGAUCCGCAAGUUUGCCGUGAAAGAGAUGGGAACUCCAGAUGUACGCAUCGACACUCGUCUGAACAAGGCAGUGUGGACCAAAGGCAUCAGGAAUGUUCCGUACAGAAUGCGCGUACGGUUGUCCAGGAAGCGCAAUGAGGACGAGGACUCUCCUAACAAGCUGUACACCCUCGUCACAUAUGUUCCUGUCACAACAUACAAAGGGUUGCAGACAGUCAAUGUGGAUGAAAACUAAAUGUCCCCUCUGCGAGUGGAAUAAAUGUAUAAAAAGGA